AUGGAACGGUGUAAAACUGAUUUUCCUCAAUGUACAGUGAGUCAGGUCAGAUUGGAUGGUUCGGGCAUGCUUGAAGUCUAUCUCUUUCCGAGUCAUGUACAAAUUCCAGAAUGUAUUUGGGGAUCGGAGUCUUCGCAUUCUUCUUCAAAAUUUAAACCAGUAGAGGAAUAUCGAGUCUAUGAUGGAUAUUUAUUUGAAUUUUAUUCGAGUGGUGAGAGUCCAUCAGAGAAAAAAGCCAAAGCGAAAAUGCAAUUAUUGGUUGCCAAUAAUGCGAGUGUGAGUCAUGAGAAGUAG
Molecule: messenger RNA, 294 nt
Organism: Naegleria lovaniensis
Lineage: Eukaryota; Heterolobosea; Eutetramitea; Acrasida; Naegleriidae
Exons: 1
Coding region: 1-294 (97 amino acids)
Source: RefSeq, a predicted model, not a curated record